Vicia faba (fava bean) is the source of this 396-nucleotide messenger RNA. NCBI's taxonomy places the organism in Eukaryota, Viridiplantae, Streptophyta, Magnoliopsida, Fabales, Fabaceae. The record is from the annotation of a GenBank genome assembly.
AUAAGAGUCAUAGAGCGGAACUGUGAAAUUCCUCAUGAGGGGCCAUUUUGUGAUCUAAUGUGGAGUGAUCCUGAGGAUAUUGAAACAUGGGCAGUCAGUCCGCGUGGAGCUGGUUGGCUUUUUGGAUCUCGGGUUACAUCUGAGUUCAAUCACAUAAACAACCUUGAUCUUGUUUGUCGAGCACAUCAACUUGUACAAGAAGGCCUUAAAUACAUGUUCCAAGAUAAAGGCCUUGUAACUGUAUGGUCUGCACCUAAUUACUGCUACCGUUGUGGAAAUGUAGCUUCUAUUCUUAGUUUCAAUGAAAAUAUGGAGAGAGAAGUUAAGUUUUUCACUGAAACAGAGGAGAACAAUCAGAUGAGAGGGCCAAGGACAGGUGUUCCGUAUUUCUUAUAA